Molecule: messenger RNA, 2824 nt
Organism: Erythranthe guttata (spotted monkey flower)
Lineage: Eukaryota; Viridiplantae; Streptophyta; Magnoliopsida; Lamiales; Phrymaceae
Gene: ACS12
Product: 1-amino-cyclopropane-1-carboxylate synthase 12
Biological process (GO): biosynthetic process; amino acid metabolic process
Molecular function (GO): pyridoxal phosphate binding; L-aspartate:2-oxoglutarate transaminase activity; aromatic-amino-acid:2-oxoglutarate transaminase activity
Source: RefSeq, a predicted model, not a curated record
UCAAAAUUCACGAAAAAAAACACACACAAUCACACUCUCUCACACACACAGUCACUCUUUCUCGCCACCCAGAAACCCUGGGCACCGUGCUUCCAAUUUUAUCGCCACCGCCUAGUCGAUUUUCCGGCGCGGUAUUCCGACGAGUCACAUGACCCCGACGCCGAGCCCGGAACCCAAAGAAUCACCGCGAAGCCCGAGGGGAACCGGCAUGAGACUCAUAGUACCUCUACAAGGAGUAGUUCAAGGCAGGGGCGGUCUAAUCCUCGGUUCCCUAAUCCCCUGCGCUUUAUUCUAUUUCCUUCAAUUUUACCUCAAACGACACCGUUCGCCCCCUUCGAACCCUCCGCCGCGGUCCACGUCGGCGGCGAACCUCUCCGAGCUUCCACGGUCGUCCUCGCGUGCCAAUUUGCUCGCACGUGGCUCCACCGGACGCGCCCACUUGUCUGCCCGAGCGUCUUCCAUCGCAAAGCCGAACGAUUCGCCCUACUACAUUGGAUUGGAUCGGGUGCGAGAGGAUCCGUACGACGAGAUUGGCAAUCCGGAUGGUGUUAUGCAGCUUGGAUUGUCGGAAAACAGGCUGUCGUUGGAUUUAAUUGAAGAGUGGCUUUCAAAUAAUUUGACUGAUUCCGUACUCGGAGUACGAGGUGAGGCUAUGGGGCUGAGCGGAAUCGCAACGUACCAGCCUAUGGACGGAUUAAUGGCAUUCAAAGUGGUGAUGGCUGAUUUCAUGACUGAAGUAAUGGGAGGAAGAGUGUCUUUUGACCCAUCAAGAUUGAUAUUAACUUCUGGUGCAACUCCUGCCGCUGAAAUACUUACUUUUUGUCUGGCUGACCAAGGAAAUGCCUUCCUUGUCCCUGCACCCUACUAUCCUGGAUUUGAUAGGGACAUAAGGUGGAGAACAGGAGUUGAGCUAAUCCCUGUUCACUGUCGCAGCUGUGAUAACUUCACAUUAAGCAUCACAGCUCUCGAACAGACAUUUAACCAGGCAAGGAAACGAGGUCAAAAGGUCCGAGGAAUCCUCAUUUCUAAUCCAUCUAACCCUGUCGGGAACUUGCUGAAUAGGGACAUGCUCUACGAUCUCCUAGAUUUCGCCAGAGAGAGGAACAUCCACAUCAUAUCAGACGAAAUCUUUGCAGGCUCAACAUAUGGGAAUGAAGAGUUUGUAAGCAUGGCGGAGAUAGUUGACGCAGAAGAUGCUGACAAGGAUAGGGUUCACAUCAUAUACGGAUUAUCUAAAGAUUUUUCCAUCCCAGGCUUUAGGGUUGGAGCUAUAUAUUCCUCCAACGAAAAUGUUUUGGCUGCUUCAAGGAAAUUGACUAGAUUUUCUUCAGUUUCAACUCCAACUCAGCUGAUUCUUUCAUCAAUGCUCUCUGAUAAAAAGUUCACACAGGAAUACAUCAAGACAAAUAAGAAGAGAAUACGCACAAUGUUUCACUUAUUUGUUGCAGGUUUAAAAGAGCUUGGUUUGGAAUGCACAAAAAGCAGCGGGGGCUUGUACUGCUGGGUUGAUAUGAGCAGAUUAAUUAGUCCUUACAACGAGAAAGGGGAGCUUGAUUUAUGGGAUAAGCUGUUAAAUACAGCCAAGAUUAACGUAACCCCCGGCUCGGCUUGUCACUGCAUUGAGCCAGGAUGGUUCAGAUUCUGUUUUACAACUUUAAGUGAAAGGGAGAUUCCUGUAGUCAUUGAACGAAUACACAAAGUUGUUGAAAGUUGUAAACCUCCUGUAUAGAACAUUGUGGAACCUAUGCUUUUUAGCCCUAAUUCGCCAGAUUUUUUUUUGCCAUGGUUUAAAUGGAGUGGCAAUCUUUUCAAUAAACAUCGAAACUCGUUCUUGCAUCAGAAAACUUAUAAUAUUACAAUACGAACAUUUAAGAAUGAUGAAAAGCAGAACUCGCAGAGAUUUCUUCAGAUACAUUAUUGCCGGCAAGGCAAUAUUUUUUUUUACAUUAGUUUUAGUUGCAGUUGUCUCUUCCACUUCGUAUGCAGUCCCCUGAGUCCAUUGCCACUUCCUAAAAUGCCGCAAGCGAAGGCGUUGCCCUUCAAAAAGUCCUGCCAUCAGGAAUUCUCUCUCUUGCACAUCUGCUUCACGAGAAGAAUCUUUCGGCACUAGCAGAGGAAAUAGCCACUCCAGGAAAGAAGCCCCGACCAAGCUCGUACUUCCCGAGGCAGUACUCUCCGUUUCAGAAUCCGAUGAAUAGGGACCCUCCUCCACCUGUCCACCAUACGUAGUAGUAGUUGUCAGUGCAAGUGAAGUUUCGUACACAGGUACAGCGUUUGAAAGUGCGUUGGUUGAUACCAGAGCAUUCGCCAUGAGACACUUUGCUGAACUGAACGAAUCUUCUGUUUCAAUACUGUGCGAGUCGAUCUCCGAGUCUGAUAAUCCAUCUCCUUCAUUGUAACUCGGACUCCAGUUCACGGAAUCAUGGUCAGAGUAUUUUGGAGGUGGUGAAUAGACAACGAUGCUGUUUUCAUACGAGGGUGAAAGUUUCGACUCUUUUGGAGGUUGUACAAAGGAACGGAGUGGUGUGCCGGGUUUUUCUUCCCAUCCGAAAGGAACUGACACGACGAGCUUCGGAGGUGGUACAGCGUGCUUAAUUGGUUGUACAGUCGGUUUCCAGUCUUUCUUCGGCUUCCCGGGUUUCUCUUCCCAUAUGAAUGGAACAGAAAUCGGCUGUCUCUCUCUCCUUUUGUCGCUCUUAGAAGGUUGCCUUUCUGCUGCCAUUUUUGAAGUGUUGUGUGAUAACAAAUUUGUGAGAUUACUCUUUGAAUUAGAUCUCUGUAUAUAUAGUUUGUGGAAUGAGUGGAGUUGUGGUUUUUCAACUAA